Molecule: messenger RNA, 1667 nt
Organism: Owenia fusiformis
Lineage: Eukaryota; Metazoa; Annelida; Polychaeta; Sabellida; Oweniidae
Source: the annotation of a GenBank genome assembly
GGUAAUGAAAUUAUCUGCAACGCGAGGUCUAUAAGGCAACCUGGCCUGGAGGUGGAAAUUGUUUUCAACACCUCUUUUGCGAGACUAUUGGAUAUUAGAGCCUAGAGUAAUUCCUAAUAAGGAAAUGAGUUAGGAAAUAAAAAGACGGUAUAUAGAAAAAAAGUUGGAGACUUCGAAGUCUAUAUCGAAAACAAAACUGAUACAGCAUAGGACAGUAUAGAACUGAAGAAUACAAACAUAAAACACUUUUACUGGUUAAACUUUGUGAUUUUCCACUGAAACAAUUCGGAUUAUAUUUUCAUGAUGAAGUGCAUUAGAUCUGGCAUCGUUGGGAUAUUAGUAACAUUUUAUAUAUAUUGGAUGGUCUAUCUCCAUAGUUACGAACCAACCAGAAGAAACAAAGUGGAUGUUAUUACUACUGGACAGCAAAAAUCAGCGCCGAUUCUACACCAUGUGAAAUCACAGUAUCCACGUGGAAAAUCUCCAGUUGGAUCUAGAGUGGUCAAGUUAUCUGAGGUCAAGGUCGCUUCAAAUGCAAGGUCAAAUGUUGUGAAGACAAUCUUCAAUAAAGUCACAAACGAUGAACAACUGGUUGAGUCAAAACAUUCCCAAAAUAAAGAUACAACAGAAAAUCCCAAAGUUAUACUAUACUGGACCUCAUUUUUCAGUGUAUCUGAUUUCUAUCAGAGCACCGGAGACAGACCAUUUAAGGGGUGUUCAAAAACUUGUUUCGCAACUACUAACAAAUCACUGUUUGAUAAAGCGGAUGCGCUUCUUAUUCAUCCGUAUGAGUUUGAAUAUGAAAAGAGCAAACUGAUUGGUCAAAAGUCACAUUUAUUGCACUAUCCUCAUGGGGAUCUACCGAAAUAUCACCCUCCUCAUCAAAGAUGGGUUAUGUACACAGAGGAGCCACCUACUAUUAUGAACCCCAAAAAUACGAAGCAGUUCAACGAUGUCUUCAACUGGACAAUAACAUACAGAUCCGAUUCCGAUAUUCUUAACCCAUACGGGCAACUUGCAAAGAAGAAAAUGGAUUUUAACCUCACAAAGAAUUUUGCUAGGGGAAAGGAUAAACUUAUAGCAUGGUUCGUCUCAGAUUGUAAAACACAAAGUAAACGGGAAGUCAUCGUUAGAGAGCUACAGAAACAUAUCCCUGUUGAUAUUUUCGGAGCAUGUGGUAGUUUAAAAUGUCCGCGGAAAUCAGAAGCAAACUGUUCCAGAAUGUUGGAGUCUCGCUAUAAAUUUUAUCUCUCCUUCGAAAAUAGUUUAUGUGUGGAGUAUGUGACGGAGAAAUUAUGGAAGGUCCUCAAGUUAGACAUAAUCCCGAUUGUGCUAGGUGGUGCCAACUACACUAAGAUAUUACCAAAGAAAUCGUUCAUUAACAUACUUGAUUUCACAUCUUUGGACACUUUCGUUAAUUAUUUAAACCUAUUGGAUGGAAAUGAUACACUGUAUAAUGAAUAUUUCAUGUGGAAGAAAGACUAUGAUUUUCUCCAUACUUAUGAACUUAGGAGAAGUUACAUGUGCUCAUUGUGCAAGAAAUUACACGAAGACCAUACAGUGAAAACAUAUCCAAAUAUGGACAUGUGGUGGAAUGAAAAGCGAGACUGUGUCUCACCCGAGAUUUAUUUGCAAAAUUGGUUUUAAACACAUAAGCUACAAUAUUU